Nicotiana attenuata is the source of this 2569-nucleotide messenger RNA. Its product is annotated as ABC transporter G family member 6-like. Gene Ontology annotation, molecular function: ABC-type transporter activity; ATP hydrolysis activity; ATP binding. Bases 250 to 2442 code for a protein of 730 amino acids. The record is from RefSeq and is a predicted model, not a curated record. NCBI's taxonomy places the organism in Eukaryota, Viridiplantae, Streptophyta, Magnoliopsida, Solanales, Solanaceae. The transcript has a single exon. Gene Ontology annotation, cellular component: membrane.
GUAGAUUCACUAGUUUAAAUGGGAGACUUGUUUCUUGUUUAUUUCAUACGCAAACUCCUUCAUCUAUUUCCCUCCUAAAAACUCCCAAAAAACCCAUAGUUUAGUUGCCAACUCUACCGCCGUCCUUUCCGCCGCCCUCUUCUAUUGCUUCUACUAGUACCCUUAUACCCAUUAAACUCGCAUCUUAAUUAUAUCCAUCAAAUAAAAUUACCAUAUAUUAGGGAUUUAUAUAUAGAUCAUAUAUAACAAAUGUCAAGAAUUGUAAAUGCAUCACCAGUUAGAGAUAGCGUACCUCUUUAUGACCGGAGACAAAUUGUAGAAAUGUCAUCGCCGACGUUUGGUCAGUUGUUGAAGAACGUCGGCGAUGUCACCGGCGACGACGAAAGUCCACUUCAUCAAGCUCUUACCAUGGACCCGCUUCACUCUAAUAUUCCCUUUGUACUCGCAUUCAACAACCUCACAUACAGUGUGAAAGUCCGCCGGAAGGUCAAUUUUCCGGUGAUCUCACGUAGCCGGAGUAGCCGCAGCGCUGCCGAGGAAAUCCCGUCCACGAGAACAAAGGUGCUUUUGAAUGACAUAUGUGGAGAAGCGCGUGACGGAGAGCUACUCGCGGUUUUAGGCGCGUCUGGUUCGGGAAAAUCGACGCUCAUUGAUGCGUUAGCGAAUCGUAUCGCGAAAGAUAGCUUGAAAGGGACAGUAACACUAAACGGCGAGCCACUGCACUCGAAAUUACUCAAAGUCAUAUCAGCUUACGUAAUGCAAGACGAUCUUCUGUAUCCAAUGCUUACAGUAGAAGAAACGCUAAUGUUCGCAGCUGAGUUUAGGCUUCCACGGAGUCUAUCAAAAUCGAAGAAAAAAUCCAGAGUUCAAGCUUUAAUCGAUCAAUUAGGGCUCAGAAACGCCGCAAAAACUAUAAUCGGCGAUGAAGGUCACCGUGGUGUCUCCGGCGGUGAACGGCGGCGCGUUUCAAUCGGAAUUGACAUAAUCCACGACCCGAUUAUUCUCUUUCUCGACGAGCCAACUUCGGGUCUAGAUUCCACCAGUGCUUUUAUGGUGAUUAAAGUACUUCAACGAAUCGCACAGAGUGGCAGUAUUGUAAUUAUGUCAAUCCAUCAACCGAGUUACAGAAUUCUCGGUUUACUUGACCGGUUGAUUUUCCUAUCACGUGGACAAACUGUUUACAGUGGCUCGCCGUUGACUUUGCCACAAUUUUUUGCUGAUUUUGGAAAUCCGAUACCUGAAAAUGAGAACCGUACAGAGUUCGCGCUUGAUUUAAUUCGCGAACUCGAAGGCUCAGGUGGGACAAAGAGCUUAGUCGAUUUCAACAAAACAUGGCAACAUAUGAAACGGACUAGUAGUACAAAUCAAAAUGCUGAAACAACAGCUAGAAAUAAAAAUCACUUAUCGUUAAAAGAAGCGAUAAGUGCUAGUAUUUCUAGCGGAAAAUUGGUUCCUGGUUCAACACAUGUUGCUACUAGUCCUACUUCUAUGGUUCCUACUUUUGCAAAUCCAAUAUGGACUGAAAUUGGUGUACUUUCAAAGCGAUCAUUCACUAACUCGUGGCGUAUGCCGGAGAUUUUUGCUGUUCGGUUUGGUGCGGUUAUGGUUACGGGUUUUAUACUGGCUACUAUGUUCUGGCGACUUGACAGUUCACCUAAAGGUGUACAAGAACGGCUUGGGUUCUUCGCGUUCGCGAUGUCAACGACUUACUAUACAUGUGCGGAUGCAUUGCCCGUUUUUAUUCAAGAAAGGUACAUUUUCAUGAGGGAAACGGCUUAUAAUGCAUAUAGAAGAUCAUCUUAUUGUCUUUCUCAUGCUUUGACUUCGAUACCAGCGUUGAUAUUCCUCGCUUUGUCAUUUGCGGCCGUGACAUUCUGGGCAGUUGGCUUAGAUGGUGGAUUUUCUAGCUUUUUGUUCUAUUUUGGUGUCAUUUUAGCUUCGUUUUGGGCAGGGAAUUCAUUCGUUACGUUCCUUUCUGGUGUCGUGCCUCAUGUCAUGCUCGGAUACACGAUUGUGGUAGCGAUUCUUGCUUACUUCCUACUCUUUAGUGGAUUUUUCAUGAAUCGUGAUAGAAUCCCGUCUUACUGGAUCUGGUUCCAUUAUAUUUCGAUAGUGAAAUACCCGUAUGAGGCUGUGUUACACAACGAAUUUGAAGAUCCCACGAAAUGCUUCGUUCGUGGGAUUCAAAUGUUCGAUAACAGUCCACUCGGGGCUGUUCCGAAUUCGUUAAAGGAGAAGUUGUUGAGCAGUAUUAGCAGUACAUUGAAUAUGAGGAUUACAAGUUCAACAUGUGUGACUACUGGAUCAGAUAUAUUGGUGCAACAAGGGAUAACACAAUUGAGCAAGUGGAAUUGCCUUUGGGUAACUAUUGCAUGGGGGCUUUUGUUUAGGAUUUUGUUUUAUUUCUGCUUGUUGCUUGGAAGUAAGAAUAAGAGAAGUUAAAUAGCUUGGGAUAAUAUAGUUAAAGGGUACUUUUGAAAACUUUUUUUAUUUGUCAUUGAAAAAGUUAUAUCAAAGUUGGGUGCAAUUUGAAAGUUAAUAGAAUUUGAAUAUAUAGUUCCAUGGCUUA